Phyllostomus discolor (pale spear-nosed bat) is the source of this 3321-nucleotide messenger RNA. It is a transcript of the gene RNF148, whose product is annotated as ring finger protein 148. The record is from RefSeq and is a predicted model, not a curated record. NCBI's taxonomy places the organism in Eukaryota, Metazoa, Chordata, Mammalia, Chiroptera, Phyllostomidae.
UACAUCCAUGCUGUCACAAAGGGUAGAGAAGCUCCUUUUUUCUCUCUGCUGUGUAGUAUUCCAUUGUGUAAAUGUACAAUAGUUUUUUGAUCCACUCAUUUAUUGAUGGGUACUUGGGCAGCUUUUCAUUCUAUGUCGAACUAGGAAAGUAACCCAAGACUUUAACCAAAAUUCUUAUCUAUUUGUUUAUUACUUUAGAGUUUAUUCAAAUUGUUAUAUGAGUCAUUGCUUAGUAGCUUUUUGGCCAAUAGGAUUUCAGUAUGCAUUGCACUAAUGUAAACUCUUGGAUUGGCUUAACUACCUCUGAUGUCACAAUUUACCCAUUAGGAAGUCAUAAUUUUCUUGAAAUCAUAUUGUACUAACAACAACUCUUUUUUAGAAAGGUAAUCUACCCAAAAUAGAAAUACUGGAAGGAGCAAGAUGUCUUUGAUCCACUCAGGGCUUUUCCGUUAAUAUGCUUUAAUUAUCAACCACUAACAAUCAAAGCUAGCUUCUUUACUUUCUUUUAUAAUUGACAUUUUGUUUUUCAUGUUUGUCAGUGAAUAGACAAGUGGAGGUAUGAGGCUACUUACAAUUACUCCUUCAAUUCAUAGUUCUAUUUCAUCUCGACUGUUGAGGCUUAGCAUCUUACUGCUUACCAUCCCUGACUCAAAAGGAAAAGCAAUUUGGACAGCUCACCUGAAUAUAACAUUUCAGGUGGGAAACCGCAUUGUAUCAGAAUUAGGAGAGAAUGGAGUGUUCGGGAAUCAUUCUCCUCUGGAAAGGGUGUCUGGUGCUGUGGUACUUCCUGAAGGAUGGAAUCAGAAUGCUUGUAAUCCUAUGACCAAUUUCAGCAGGCCUGAACAGGCAGACUCUUGGUUGGCCCUCAUUGAACGGGGAGGCUGUACUUUUACACGUAAAAUCAACGUGGCAGCAGAGAAGGGAGCAAAUGGCGUGAUCAUCUAUAACUAUCCAGGUACGGGCAACAAAGUAUUUCCCAUGUCUCACCAGGGAACAGGAAAUACAGUUGCAGUGAUGAUAGGCAACUUGAAAGGCAUGGAACUUUUGCACUUGAUUCAAAAAGGAGUUUAUGUGACAAUCAUCAUUGAAGUGGGGAGAAUGCACAUGCCAUGGCUGAGCUAUUACCUCAUGUCUCUGCUUACCUUCUUGGCUCCUACAGUUGCCUACCUUUUCUUGUACUGUACCUGGAGACCUAGAGUGCCCAAUGCUUCCACCAGAAGGCGGAGACAGAUAAAGGCAUAUGUGAAGAAAGCAAUUGCUCAGCUUCAACUGCGAGUGCUCAAAGAAGGGGAUAAGGAACUAGAUCCAAAGCACAGUUGUGUUGUUUGCUUUGACGUAUACAAACCCCAAGACGUAGUGCGUAUUUUAACUUGCAAACAUUUUUUCCAUAAGAUGUGCAUUGACCCUUGGAUUUUAGCCCGCAGGACAUGCCCCAUAUGCAAGUGUGACAUUCUGAAAACUUAAGAAACCUAGAGAAUUUUCUGAAGAUGUAACAAAGUCUUUUCAAAGAUUAAAAUUAGGUAAAUUCUGUUAGCGCUGUAUGUAGAGAGAAAAUUUAACUCCAGCUUCUCUACCCAAGUAUUAAACAGAGUGAAAUUCAUGUUUUUAAAAUAAAAUUCCAUAUCAUACCAACCUAUUUGAACUUGUUUUUCUAAUAAGUUUUAAUUUGUAUACAUUUUUGCUCUAAUCCAAAUAAGGACAUUAGUAUAUGUUAAAAGCAAAUUAGUUUUUAUCUUCAAAUUACAAUGUUUGUGAAAUUGAUGCCACAGAGAAUGUCAUAUUUUAAGGAUUUUCAUAUUAAUUUUAUACUUUGUUACCAUAUUUUCUUUAAUAUUUGAUAUCUAAUAAUAUCUCUGCUCAGUAAACUUUAAUAUAGGAUUAGAUCUUAAUUCUCCAUCACUAAUUAAUUUUUAAUAACCAAGGAAUGUGGUUUCCAAGGUUACUGAAUGGGUAGGUAAUAGUUCUAAAUAAUUAUUUAGAUGAUAACACUUUUUAUUAUGUAACUAAUAAUAUUUUAAAUUACUAUAGGUCUCAUUAAGGGUAGCAUUGCAAAAAAUUGCCUUUGUUUGCCAGAGUCCUUUAAAUCCUAGCAUAGUGCAUAAGCUAUGGUUAUCACAUUUUCCUUCUAGAAAUAAACUAGUAAAUGCUUCUCAAAAUGGUGGUGAGUGCCUCUUUGACAGUGCAGAGCUGAAAUUUUCAGUUGCCUUUCCAAAUUGUAUCUUUUGCUUUACUUUGCCCCUGCUUUUUAAAUAUGUGAAUAAAUACCUGUGAGAGGCUGAAUGAUUUUGGUUAUGUUGUUUUGAUGAAAUCUCUCUUUAUGGACAAUAUACUAAACCAUUCAUGUCCAACUUGGUACUUUGUGAGUCCACACACUAUGUACUAUACUGUCUUUUAAAAGAAUAAUUGUAUAGAAAUACAGUCAGGUUAAUGACCUUUGAUAAAAAAUUGAUCAUUAUUAGCUGAAGGUUUCAAGUCAGUAUUUUCUUAUGCCACUUUUUUGCUGGGUCCAUAGAGCCCUUUUCUCCUUCCUCUUUCUUGCCACAAGUCGUCACGUUGUUGAUUCACAUUUCAUACAAAGUAUUACCAUCCAUUGUCCUGGUGAGACCCAAAUCAAAAGUGUCUCUUAGCAUUGUGUACAUAGAGGUCAGAGACAUUUAAUUUCAAGGCCAAAGUCCUUCAGUGGUUUCCUAGCUGGCAAAUAAGAACCACUGAGGUAUUAUACCUCUAGGAAAGUGUAUGGCAGCACCAGGGACUGCUCAUGUUUAUUAGUUCACAAGUCACUCUUUGGCUCUGAGGUCAUACUGCACCAUUGACAUAAGUCUAGGUAAAAUACAGGCAGAACUGACAGUGUGUAUGUGAAGUCUUCCUCCAUGGAUGUUUGUUGAUUUUAGAUAUUUUAUUAAAAAGUAUCUAUGAUAUUUAAUAGUCACUGCUCUUUGUGGUUAAUUUUAAGUGGGGACCUUGAUGCUUUUCUUUCUAGAAUCAGUAGUUAUAUUUUGUUUACAAUGAGUUGUACUAAUCUAAUACUGCUAUAUUUAACCUUUCCUCUUAUAGCCUAUAUACUUCCUCAUCUUCCCUCAAAAUAUUGUUCAAUUAGUAACAUGUUAGGGUCCACAGAAAAAUGAGAGUAGUGUUUGUCUCUACUGUUGUUGUUGCUAUGUAUGAUCAGUGUAACAGUCAGGAAGUGAGGCUGAAGUAAUUUAACAGGAUAUUCUACAUUUAUUUAUUUAUUUAUUUAGUGUUGAUUUUGGACACAGGAGAUGGGAGGGAGAAACAGAGACAGAAUCAUUGAUGUGAGAAACACAAAUUUGAAAAACAUUU